GUUCCUUGCUAGGGCUCUAGAGGGAUUUGUGCUGGAAGAGCUCUAGGUUGGAUAGAUCUGUGGCAGCAGACAUUAGAUCCAGAAUCAUGGCGUCGGGCCUCACGGCCACGGAGCUCUCCACAGUCGGCGGCAUCGCGACAGUGUCGCUGCUCCAUUCUUUCAUCCCCACGCACUGGCUGCCCUUCUCAAUCGUCGGGCGCGCACAGAAGUGGACGAUUUCGCGAACGCUGCUCGUCACGGCGCUGGGAGCAGUGUGUCACGUAAUCUCCACGGGGCUCCUGGGUUUCACAGCGAUUACCAUGGCCAACACCAUCGCCGGCGAGGAGACUGUCCACACGCUGGCGUCGUUCCUCCUGAUCUUCCUGGGCGCUGGCUACGUGAUCCUCUUCCUGCUCGGUAAGGGCGGCCACAAUCACUCACACAAUCACUCCAUGGAGAAAAUGGCGGUGGCGGGAUUGAUCCUGGUGCCAACGCUGUCGCCGUGCGCCACGACCCUGCCGGUGUUCCUAGCAGUGGGCAAUGCGUCGCGGGGAUUCAUCGUCCUCGCCAUGGCCGUGCUCCUCUUCAGCACUCUGGCCGUGAUGCUCACACUCGUCGCCCUCUCCUUCUAUGGCGCCAGUCAGUUCAAAUUCCACUGGUUUGAGCGCUACGACAAGGCGCUCGUCGGCGCCGUGCUGUGCCUGGUGGGGAUUCUCACCUAUUUCUUCCACGAUCACGAUCAUCACGUCAGCCACCAGCAUUCCUCGAUCGAAGGCACCGUCGCGGCCUUCGACCGCCUCCAGAGGAAAAUUCUCAAUUAGGGUUCAUCCGGGCGGCUUCCUAGCCGUCCGUUUUGUAAUUUAAUCCAGCGGCUCACAUCGCGUUGAGCCAUGGCAUACUUCAA
Messenger RNA from Selaginella moellendorffii, 883 nucleotides. RefSeq lists its product as uncharacterized. The record is from RefSeq and is a predicted model, not a curated record. Lineage: Eukaryota; Viridiplantae; Streptophyta; Lycopodiopsida; Selaginellales; Selaginellaceae. Bases 87 to 800 code for a protein of 237 amino acids. The transcript is spliced from 2 exons.